AUGGAAACCAAUCAAAAAUGCGAGGAUGGACUGACUGGCACGCAGAAAGAGGCUGUACUGCGCGCUCUCAUCCAGAGCACAGGAUAUCAAUUGCAUCAGGAAAACGGCCAGAGGAGAUAUGGAGGUCCACCGCCUGGUUGGGAAGGCCCACCACCAGAGAGAGGCAGCGAGAUCUUUGUGGGCAAAUUACCUCGAGACCUCUUUGAAGAUGAGCUGGUACCACUUUGUGAAAAAUUUGGCAAAAUAUAUGAAAUACGGAUGAUGAUGGACUUCAAUGGGAACAACCGAGGUUAUGCUUUUGUCACCUUCAGUACCAAACAAGAAGCCAAGAAUGCCAUGAAACAACUCAAUAAUUAUGAAAUCAGGAACGGUCGUCUCCUGGGUGUGUGCGCAAGUGUGGACAACUGCCGCCUGUUCGUGGGAGGCAUCCCAAAAACCAAGAAAAAAGAUGAGAUCCUGGCUGAGAUGAAGAAGGUGACGGAUGGUGUGGUGGAGGUGAUCGUUUACCCCAGUGCCGCUGACAAGAGCAAGAAUAGAGGAUUUGCCUUUGUGGAGUAUGAGAGCCACCGUGCUGCAGCCAUGGCCAGGAGGAAACUGCUGCCAGGCCGGAUCCAGCUGUGGGGUCAUGCCAUCGCUGUAGAUUGGGCAGAGCCAGAAGUGGAAGUGGAUGAGGACACAAUGUCCACUGUGAAGAUCCUCUACAUCAGGAACCUGAUGCUGGCCACAACAGAAGAGACCAUUGAGCAGGAGUUCAAUACCAUCAAACCUGGUGCAGUGGAGAGGGUGAAGAAGAUCAGGGACUAUGCUUUUGUUCACUUCGCUCAGAGAGAGGAUGCCAUUGCUGCUAUGAAUGCACUGAAUGGAAAGGUGAUUGAUGGCUCUCCUAUAGAAGUGACGCUGGCCAAGCCAGUGGAUAAGGACAGUUAUGUGCGUUACACUCGUGGCACAGGGGGACGAGGGGGCGCUCUGCUGCAGGGUGACUACACCUACACACUGGGUCAGAUCUAUGACCCCUCAGCCGCAUACCUGGGUGCACCAGUGUUUUAUGCUCCUCAAGCUUACACAGCUCUGCCCAGUCAUUUCCGCUUCCCCACUGCUAAAGGGCAUGUGAGCACUCGGGGUUUGGUGCGUCCGCCCUCUGUCAGAGAAAUUUACAUGAAUAUGCCUGUAGGGGCGGCAGGUGUGCGAGGGCUGGGCGGUCGAGGCUACCUCGCCUAUGCGGGCGUGGGCCGUGGCUGCCCCACAUAUCAGCUAAAGUCUGACAAACACCCUGAGGACAAACUCUACGACCUUCUCCCCGGCAUGGAGCUCACACCCAUGAACCCCGUCACCCUGAAGCCACAGGGAAUCAAACAUGCUCCACAGAUCUUGGAGGAUAUUUGCCAGAAGAAUAACUGGGGACAGCCAGUGUACCAACUUCACUCUGCCAUUGGUCCAGAUCAAAGGCAACUGUUCCUGUACAAAAUCACCAUCCCUGCUCUGGCCACUCAGUACCCUAACAUACACCCAUUCACCCCAGCUAAACUGUGUGCAGCAGUGGAUGAAGCCAAAGUCCAUGCAGCGGAGCACACACUGCAGACUUUGGGUCUACACACAGAGGGCGCCAAUACUUCUGCUGUUGCUGCUGCAGCCACUGCUGCUGUGGCAUUUCCAGGUUAUGCAAUCGCCAACACUGCUGGCACUGUGGCUGCUUCUCAGCUCAAACAAACCCUGUCUCUGGGGCAGGACCUGACAGCCUACACCACCUACGAGGGUUAUCCAGCAUUCACUGUCACCACCCGUGGAGAUGCUUACGGAGUGUUCUAA
Neoarius graeffei (lesser salmon catfish) is the source of this 1806-nucleotide messenger RNA. RefSeq names its product apobec1 complementation factor (gene a1cf). The record is from RefSeq and is a predicted model, not a curated record. Gene Ontology annotation, cellular component: nucleus. NCBI's taxonomy places the organism in Eukaryota, Metazoa, Chordata, Actinopteri, Siluriformes, Ariidae. The transcript is spliced from 11 exons. Bases 1 to 1806 code for a protein of 601 amino acids. Gene Ontology annotation, molecular function: mRNA binding.